CACCGGUCGAGCGGAAUUGAUUUCAAUUUCACGGCAUUAACUUGUAAGAACAAUGGAUUCAUCAGAUGAUCAAUCGGAGUAUUCGCAGGAAGAGAAUGAAUCUUCCGUAGAAGAGGGCUCGAGCAAUGACGACUCACAAGACGAAGAAGAUGAUGUGCCCAAACUGGCCGAUGAUGAGUUUAAAGAAAUACCGUUCGAAGAUUUGCUUAAACUGCAAAAGAAACUGGGCACUCGGAUGUACAACGAAGCGAUCUUUGGUAAAACGUCGGACAAACCGUCACAAGCUGAGGCAACAAAGUCGGCGAAGAAACGUAAAUCUGAACCAGACACCUCCAAUAGCGAGUCGGACGAUGAUAGUGGACCGGAAGAGGUCAGUGCUAGAAGGAAAACGCCACACCCCGGGAAGACAAAAAAGAGGAACUACGACGAGCCCAACCAAAGACCGAGGGAUCCUCGGUUCGAUCCACAACAAGGCUAUUUUAAUGGCCGAAAGUUUCGCGAAGACUACGGGUUUGUUAAUGAUAUGCGAACGAAAGAAUUGAAGAAAUUACAGAACCGAAUGCAGUCAGCUACCGAUCCGGAGGAGGGAGCAAAGCUUAAGUUUUUGGUGCAACGUACCGAGAAUCAAAUCCGUGAGUACGCUAAGCAGCGGAAGCAGGAUGAAACGAAGCGACAAGAGAAACAGCAAGCACGGCAAGCGAUCAAGGAUGGUAAGCGACCUUUCUACGAGCGAAAGAGCACCAAAAAGGCCCGGGAGUUGGUGGAGCAGUACGACCGACUCAAGCAAGAUGGUAAACUGGCGAAGCACAUCGAUAAACGAAGAAAGAAAGUGUCGGCCAAGGAUAGGAAAAAGUUGGAUUUCUCUACGUAACCCGCCAUGCUUCUGUUUAUUCUACAAUUGUUUCCAAUAAAUCGUGCGUUUACCC
Anopheles bellator is the source of this 926-nucleotide messenger RNA. RefSeq names its product ribosomal RNA processing protein 36 homolog. The transcript has 2 exons. The record is from RefSeq and is a predicted model, not a curated record. The coding region runs from base 53 to 871 and encodes 272 amino acids. Gene Ontology annotation, biological process: maturation of SSU-rRNA from tricistronic rRNA transcript (SSU-rRNA, 5.8S rRNA, LSU-rRNA). NCBI's taxonomy places the organism in Eukaryota, Metazoa, Arthropoda, Insecta, Diptera, Culicidae. Gene Ontology annotation, cellular component: nucleolus; 90S preribosome.